Molecule: messenger RNA, 3832 nt
Organism: Aedes aegypti (yellow fever mosquito)
Lineage: Eukaryota; Metazoa; Arthropoda; Insecta; Diptera; Culicidae
Product: proteoglycan 4
Exons: 3
Coding region: 657-3584 (975 amino acids)
Source: RefSeq, a predicted model, not a curated record
GUUUUUAGUUUACAUCUUCUCGAACAUCUCAUCGGUCGAUGUGUGUCAAGCUGCAAUGCGAAGCAUCGAUGCCAUCGCAAGAGAACGGUGAAGAAAAAUAUAUUUUUCUGCUUGUUCAACGCAAACUUACAUACUUACGCUUCCGUGCUGACUUUUAUAUUAGUAGUGCGGAGAAGAGAAAGUGUAAAGUGAAUUAGGGGUUUUUUUAGUGCAGUCGUUUUGCUUGCGGUGAAGCGAAAAGAAUAUUCGUCGGUGUGUGAAAAAAAGUUUCGCCAUCGUUUUCAUUUCGUGGGCCGCGUCGGAAAACGGUAAAAAGUGCGUUGAAAAGUGGUGUCGAAAGGCGUCAAUUUCCUUUACGGUGGUCAAGUCUCUGUGGGAACCUUGGGGGCGACAAAAAGACGAGAAAUGGUGGCGAUGUGAAUAUUGUACAACCUGAGCAGGUGUGGAAUUUAAAAGUGGAUCACCAUCAGUAGUGGAAGCGGAAUUCAUUUUGCGUGGCGUCGAGGAGAACUGAAGCGGAAUACAUUUUCGAAUUGGAACGCAGCGGUGCAAUUGCAGCCCUUGGAAAAGGAAGGGAGAAAAGCGAACAGGCAGACACAGAACCAGCCCCAAGUACCGCUCCUCGGCGGGAAGGGACAGAAAGCAGAGGCGGCAGAAUGAGUUUCUUCACCUCCUUUCAGGAACUAUUGGACUUCGAUCAAUCGACCAACUUGAAUGGGUUCCACUUCUCGAACAGUUUAUUCGGGUUCGACUCGAACUCGAUCCCGGGCUUGGAGAACUUGCCACCACCCCCGACGCCUCCAGUAGAUCCACCCACGGCACCGGCCGUGACGACAAACCCUCGGCAGCUACUGAAAACUCCAUCGCCUAUUCCUGAACCCACCCUCCUGCUGGAAACCCCAAAGCAAUGCCAAAUCGUUGAACCACUUCAGCGGCCUCAGACUCCCCCAGUGCAACCUCCAGUCCCGCAGCCCAACAACCUACAAGUAUCACCCAUUCCAAUAGUUUCCAAAUUCCAGUUGAAAGUAACCCCCAAUAACGAAAUUUACAUUUCCAACGAAUCGGGAACGUUCUGCGAGCUGGCCGGAAGUUUCGUCCCUUCAACGGUAGAACGCGAACCUCGUGCAGUUCGGAUCGUUGAAACCAUUGUUCCUCCCGCAUCCCCAGAAAUAAUCGAACCCGAACCGGAAGACCCGCCGAAGACACUCUACUGCAUCGAGCGGGGCAUCAAACGGCCACUGUCCCCUUCCGACCAUCGGUACUGCAACUCUGGCAUUUUCAAAACCUUAGAGACACUCAGGUCACCUCCUAAGAAGAAAACUACCUCCACGAAGAGUAACGGCCUCUUGCCGAGCAGCUCAGAACCGGAAUCCGCAGCCAAGCUUGUGGUGUCCAACGUAAUCAACAACGGGUUAAUCGUUAACAAGAAACACCUCUCGAACAAUGACGAGCAACCAAACGCUUCCGCCUCGUCAACCCCGGAGCGACGGAUUAUGCGUCCGAAAAAGAAGAAGAAGAAAGUACUUCCCAAGGUAACACUGGAGGCGAAGAUCGAGCCGACUAAUGGAAGGAUUCUGACACGGAUUGCCCCCGCUCCGACCGUGACCAGCCGGAAAGUGCCCCAGCAGAAUGCGAACAAACGAUCGGGCCCCACUCCGGACAAUCUUCGGAAGGUUCCGAUAAAACCUGCGCCGACUGUGGCCCCGAUGACGCCAAGUUCCUCGAUUGUAUCCACGACACCCACCACUACGGAGAGUACGCUGAACUUCUCCGGCAUCAAGGAGAAAGCCGCGCAGGAAGCGAUUUUCAUUGAACGAGUCGAGAAGCACUCUCCGGCGCAGAAGGUGGCGCAUCAGCCGGCGCCAAACUCUCAACAGCAGCAGCAUCAACCACUUCCAAGGCAACAGCACCCGCCAACGAACCAUGUUGCCCCGGUGCAGACUAAAUACACCGUACCUGUUAUCGAACCUGAUACGAAACUGGCACCGGAAGGUGCUGCCAUACCGGACGAAGCCCAUUCGAGUCCGGCGCCAGUGGAGCUAAAGGUCGUCGCUGAUCUGGUGAUGGAUAAGGACGUCUUCGGUCACAUUUCGUUGUUGAGCAACGACAACAAUCGCAACAAGGCAGUCAUCUAUCAAAACCCAGUGACCACCAAAAACGUCAUCUACAGCAUCCUGAACCCCAAAUCGCUGAAUCUUAGCUUGGGAGGUUCUGGGCGAGGAGCAACGGCCACUCUAACCCUUCAGCCUCAUCGCCCAGGACGAAAGCCAAAGAAACGUGGUCGCAAGAAAAAGGUCCCCGGCGAAAACAACGGAAGCGCAAAGGAUGGCCUUGUCAAUGCUUCACUAACUCCUACUCCUCCCGACUUGAGCGCUCUCGAUCCCAAUACUCCCGUCAUGAUCACUCGAUCCGGAAGGCUCUCUAAACCGCCCCGCUAUGCGAACAACUUUUUCCAGAAUAUUAAACAGAAAGCAGAGCAAGCUCCAAUCCUGCCACCUCCACCACCUCCGCCCGCGCCUGUGAUCCCUCGGAUAGAUCUCCCCGCCACCGAUCCCGAGACCAUCGAAAAGCUCCCCAACUUCUCGGCAGCCCUCACUUCCUCCACCGUUGCACCCGUCACUUCGCAACCCGAACAGGAACCGAAACGGAAAAUGAAGAUCCCGCUGCAAUAUCGUUGCGCCACGUGCAACAAGAUCUAUUUGGGAAAACGCAUGCAGAGGCAUUUGGAGAAAUAUCCCAGUCACAACUCGCAGCGAGACUGCAUGAUCACCAGCAAAGAGAAGGUCGAAGAAAAGGAGGAGGAGAAAUCCACCUAUUUGUAUAAACAUCUGUUUGAUUUGCUGCAGAAGUUUACCGAAAAGGAUAAGGGACGCAUCAUGCUUAAGGAGAUAAGCCAUUUUGUCGAUUACGUAAGGGCACUGAUCCCUAAGCUUAUUACAAACGAUGAACAACACAGUACAGUUGAAUACAUUGAUCAUAACGUUGCGGACGUUCUGAGGUUGAAUCAUGGAAAGUAUCGUCUCAAAAUAUCUUCCCUGGCGGAAGAAUGCGACAAACUUAAUCUCACAGUGAAUCUGUUGAACAACAACCCCAACCCCGGUCUGACUACACCCAACCGACCACCACCUCCACUCUCGACCAGCACCCCCAACGGAACCAUCGAAAGGCAUUCACUCUCUUUCAAUGCCGACGAUCUACUCAACCAAUCCAGUUCAUUCCCUAGUCUAACGACGUUGAUGCACGAACACAACCUUCUCCUGCAGCAGAAUGGCAACGUGGGUGCCAACUACAACAACAACAAUUCCUUCCACCAGCAGAACAAUAAUCACCAGCCACAGCAAACCAACAACCAUCAUCACUCCAAUCACCACCACCACCAUCAUCAUACUCAUAACAAUCACCACCCUCACAGUAACAACAACAAUAACCACCACCACUACAUCAGCAGCAAUCAUCACCAUCAUCUGCCGUUGAUCGGAUCCAGCUGUCACGAUGAUGCCAUGAACAGCCUGUCCGGUUUGUGCAAAUCCCCAGUGCAGCAUUCCACCUCCGGAAUGGUCAAUAUGGCACUGAACUUGUACUAGAGAAAUUAACUAAAACAAUACAAAAAAAAUACACAAAAAAUUAAACAAAAGUAUAUACACAGCUACUACCUACAACAAAAAAAAAAUACAAACGAUGAAGUUCUAACAAAAGUAUGUAACUACUAGAAAUUGUAAAGUUUUUUGAUGCAAACGAAAGAAGGAGAGAUGACGUUAAAACAAAUUGGUUUUACAUUGAGUCUAAUCAGCAUACAAAGAAGGAUAAUAAACUUAUUGGAAAUUAGUAAUAA